Antrostomus carolinensis (chuck-will's-widow) is the source of this 741-nucleotide messenger RNA. RefSeq names its product protein shisa-6. Lineage: Eukaryota; Metazoa; Chordata; Aves; Caprimulgiformes; Caprimulgidae. The transcript is spliced from 3 exons. The record is from RefSeq and is a predicted model, not a curated record. Gene Ontology annotation, cellular component: dendritic spine membrane; AMPA glutamate receptor complex; postsynaptic membrane. The coding region runs from base 1 to 741 and encodes 246 amino acids. Gene Ontology annotation, biological process: regulation of AMPA receptor activity; regulation of short-term neuronal synaptic plasticity.
AUGAGAGCACUCAGAGAGGAGGAAGAUGUUCUGCUGUCUAAUGCAAGCAGGACUCCACGCAGGAGAAAGCCACGAGUGAACAACAUCCUUACUUCUGCCACCGAACCCUAUGACCUGUCUUUCUCCCGGUCCUUCCAGAACCUCUCUCACCUCCCACCAUCUUACGAGUCUGCUGUCAAGACAAACCCAACUGACAAAGAGGCUGAUGAAUACUACAUGAGGAGGAGACACCUACCUGACCUGGCAGCCAGGGGCACACUCCCUAUCAACGUCAUCAAAAUGUCUCAACAAACCAACCACAGGGACAGGCCUCGCCGUCCCAUCAGGGCCAUGUCCCAGGACAGAGUGCUGUCUCCUGAGAGGAUCAUGCCCGAGGAGUUUAGCCUGUCCUAUGAACGGAUCCUCUCAGAUGAGCAGCUUCUGUCCGCAGAGCGCCUCCACUCCCAGGACCCCCUGCUCUCUCCGGAGCGGUCGGGGUACCCCGAGCAGUCUAUGUCACGGGCAUUGUCACACACAGACGUCUUUGUAUCAACACCUGUCUUGGAUCGCUACAGGAUGACAAAAAUGCACUCCCAUCCUAGUGCCUCAAAUAACUUGUACAAUACCUUAGGUAUGACCCCAACCUCUGCCAAGCGCCAGGCAUUCGCCUCCCGACGGCACAACACGGUAGAACAACUGCAUUAUAUCCCAGGACACCACCAUCACUACCGCACAGCAAGCAAAACAGAGGUGACUGUUUGA